Molecule: messenger RNA, 2774 nt
Organism: Cloeon dipterum
Lineage: Eukaryota; Metazoa; Arthropoda; Insecta; Ephemeroptera; Baetidae
Product: inner centromere protein-like
Exons: 13
Coding region: 160-2523 (787 amino acids)
Biological process (GO): meiotic spindle midzone assembly; metaphase chromosome alignment; mitotic cytokinesis
Cellular component (GO): meiotic spindle midzone; midbody; chromosome passenger complex
Source: RefSeq, a predicted model, not a curated record
AGCAUCAACAUCAACAGAUCAACAUUCAACACUAUCAACAGCAACAGGCACCCUAGAACGCGGGCAUUCGGGCAGUGCUUGCUUAUUUAUUGAGUUUUUGCUGGAAAAAUAGUCUGCCUGGUUAUAAUUUGUAGUGAUCGAACGCCUAAAAAUCUGAAGAUGGUUAAAAACCACGAAGAACUUGUCAAGGCUUGCGGACAGCUGAACCUCAAUGCUCUUCGGACCGAAGCAAAUAAAGUUUACAAAAACUAUUUACAUAGCGUGAAAUCCAUUGAAGAAGAAGCAAUUCAAUGGGCUAAUGAAGUCAAAAAUAAGCUGCGUGCUGAAAGGAGAAAGUGUCCAAUGCCUCCAAGGACUCCCACACUGAAGAGGAACAACAGGAAGAGAAAGAUACCUGACAAGGCAGAAGUUGAAGAAAAGGAAAACUCAAUUGCUGUGCACCGGAAAGUAAGGGGUGCCGCCCAGGCUGCUGCCUCCAAAUUCCAUGAUCAGCUGCAUGUCCCAGUGAAGCUGAGAAGACCCACUGAGAAACUCGAGCCAGCUAAGAUGGUGGCUCCCAAGGCAGUCAAGAAAGUGCGUGUCAUGAGCACCACUUCUGACAGUGAUGACUUUGAUGAUGCAGCGUCAGUAGCGUCCAGUGCACCCUCAACCAGAGCCAGAACUGCUAAGACCAAGAAGAAAAAUGAGCCUGAGAGUGAGAAUGAAGCUGAGCCCCCAAAAAUGGCCACUAGGGGAAGAGCCAAAGCUGCUGAAGGAAAGAAAGCCAAGAAACCUGUUAAAAAAAGGAAGCUGGCCAGGCAAUUUUCAGAAAGUGAGCCUGAAGAGCAAGAUGUUACUAAUCCCACCUCUGAUGAGACUGCGACAGACAUGCUUUCGUCUCAAGAAGAAGAUCUAAGAGAGAAAACACCUGAGGAUCAGCCAGUAAAGUCAAAGAAAAUCAUCAUGAGCCGCGAAGUUACAAUUAAGAUGGAGAGAAUAUCUGAUUCAUUCAUAGCGAGACAUACUUCCAAACAGAAUGCUGGGACUGAGAGCCCUCUUGAAGGAGAGUCGGACGAGCAAGAGAGUUCACCGCAGAAGCCUGCUCAGAAGAGGAAGUCAAGCAGAAACAAGCGUCAGGAGGCGGCAGCUCAGCUGCCUAGCAAAGCUGCAGACCUGAAAGCUUUAACUCCGCACAUCGCUGGCAAGGUGAAGGAGCGGGUGAUGGCUGUGGAGCAGUCUCUGCAGAAGGGCUAUCCUCGUACUUUACUGAAGGAGCCAACUGUGGCCACGCCGCACUCGCCAGCCAAGUGGCUCAAAGCUCCAAAGGAAAGGGUUUCAGAACAGGAAUCGGCGUCAGAUAUUUUCAGCAGUGACACAGAGGCGAGCAGCUCUCCUUCCCAUAAACUGAGAAAGAAAUCUGUUCCUUCCACUGUCGUGAGGCCUUUGCUGUCUAACACCAGCACUCUUCCAAGAUCAAAGCAGCUAUCAACCAACACUAUUGGAAGGAGCAGAAUUGUUUCUGGCAAAGUCUUCACUUUGGACGCACAGCGUGAACAGGCACAGCAGAUUGCUCAGGAGCUGGAGAAGAAAAAGGAGUUGGAGCGUCAGCAGAGGGAGGAGAAAAUGCUGGAGGCUCAGAAGAAAAAGGAAGAGCUGCUGAAGCAGAGGAUGGAGGAAAAGAAGAAGAUCAACGAGGAAAGGCAAAAUAAAGUGCGAAUGAUGCAGGAGCAACGCCAGAAGAAAAUGGAGGAGAAAGAGGAACAGCGCAGGCUGAAAGAGGUCAAAGAGAAGGAGUUGAAAGAGCACAAAGCCAGCAAGUUCCAAGAGUUAAAGGCCAAACGCGCUGAAAAGAAGAAGCUGGAAGAGGUGAAGAAAGAGGAUGAUGAAAAGAGAAAGCGAAUUGACGAGAAACGAAAGGAAGACGAGGACAGGAAGAAGGAAGAGGACGAUAAGAGGAAGAAGCUUCAGGAAGAAAGGAGGAAAAAGGAAGAAGAUGAAAGGAAGGCUGCAGCUGUUAAGAAAGCUGUGGAAGCAAAGAAAGCACAAAUGAAUGUGACUGCCACCAUUAGCAAGGAGCCUGCUGCCGCAUCCUCCAAUAUGAAUAGCACUUUCACAAAGAGCAAGGAGGUCGUUCCAGAGACACCCAAACCUAAAGCUGUGGCGAGAAUCGCUCAGAUUGAGUCCUAUGACGUAACCCCAAGCAGGGAUGAAAUGCCACCUCAGCAGCGUAAGAGCGAAAAUAACUAUGGCAUUGACGAAGUGGACGAAGGCGACUCCAGUGACGAUGAUGAGAAGCCAAAGAAGCAGGUGCCACAUUGGGCAGAGCGCAUGAAGAACAACAUUCAUCUAGACUGCGCAGACUAUGUCAAAGUUCCUCUACGGAACAACCUGUUUGGCACUCGCGUUUUCAAACCUACUAUUCAAGAUCUUUUUGGGGUUGGAGCAAGGCCAUUGACCCGUCGCUCGAGCGCAGUUUGGAACACGCCGCCCAAUUUGCACCACAUGACCCUGAAUGCUUCAUUGCUGGGGGCGCUAAAUGAAUAAUAUCUUGCAAUUCCUCUCUUGAUUUUGUUCACUAAUUAUAUUAUUCUUUCAAUUGUUUUAAAUGAGUUGCGUUGUUUGCUUUGUAGCUCUUAAUGAUUCCAUUCCAUGUAAAUAACGUGAAGAUCUUUCAUCUUAAUUUAACCCAAUGAAAAUUGUGGAUUAGUGUAACUUUUAUUUCUGAAAUUUGUUUAAAUGUAAUAAGUAAAAUUAAGAGUGUAGUUCAGGAAGAAUUAUAGUUUCUUUCAAUCAUC